UUGCAUCUAUUGCAUUAAUGUGGAAGCUGAACAGUCUAAACUAUACUCUUUGGUGCUUAGAGAUUAUAUUUGGGUCCACUGGGUCCUUUUGAUCUCCCCCCCCCCCCAAAAUCUAAAAGAGAAACCCUUAAUUUGAUAAAAGAUGAGUACCUGUCAGUUCUCGUUUUUUUUUUUGUACCAAAUGCUUUUGUGUUUAUUUUCUUCCUCAAUUUUUCAGAUUGAUCUGUGUUUGAUCAAUCUCUAGUUAGUUUUUCUUGUAUAUAUGUUUUGUUUCAUGAACUUUUCAGUUCAUAAUUCCAUUCAUUCUUGACUUUUGUGUGAAUGCUACACUGAUUUUCAAUCUGGGGGUUUUUUUUUUCACUUGUGCAUGAACCAUUGCUUUAACGCAUGCUGAUAUAUCCAAUUGCAUAUGUUGUACUAACUUUGGCUAAGCCUUGUUUUCAUGGGGGAUUCUGAUCUUUGUUGAUUAAGUGUGUGUCCUAAAUGUUUAUGACCCAAAUGGCUGUAAAUAAUUCCUCUCUUAGAAUAAAAUUAAGUGUUGCAUUCUCUUCUUGAUGAAACAUUUUAUUAGCAUAUCACCAAAAUUUAGUAGUUUUUGAAAACCGAACGAUUAGGGUCACCAUCGAAAGUGAUGAUUGAAGCUACCACUUUAUUUGUCUUUCAGUGGUUAUAGCCGAGUUUUAUAAGGUGGUGUCGAUGGUUCAGAAUACUUUCAGGCCUCUGGACCGAUUACAUUUUUCGCUGUGUCUCUGAAUUUAAUUACAUAUUCUUGCACUGGAGUAAUUAUGUGAUUGCCAUAAAUCAAUCUUAAUUAACAAAUCAAUGUUUCUAUUGAAAAAGAUUUGUAACUUUGUUCAGCAUAUGUUUGAUGUUUGCUUGAACUAACUUUUCUCUUGGUAUUUGCUUUGCCAUUCAGGAACUUUUUGUUGUCAUUAUUACUAUGAUGAGUGCAAGAAGAAAGAACAUUUGGGAUGAUGAUGAAUACUCAGUCAUUGGAGAUGAGGCCGAAAUUGGGUUCAUGGACUAUGAGAACGAUAAAUCUGUUUGUACCUUUGACCCGAAUGAGGAGGGGCCAGUCAGAAUCUCCAUUCCGUUCCCGUUUAUACAGGGAAAGCCUCAAUGUAUACUUAUUGGUGAAACUUCUACAUGUUCAAUUACACUAGAGAACACCACUAGCGAGCCGGUGGAACUUUGGGGAAUUAAGAUUUAUUGCUCAAAUCCUACAGACUCUUUUACUUUGUCUCUGAUGGAACCUCCUUCAGGCAAUUCAGCGGCAAAAAAUAGUCGUGGCUACAUGGAAUCAUUUUCUCUCGAGGACAGAGUUCUUCAGCCCCAUGACACUUUAACCAUAUGGUUAUCUUGCAGACCAAAGGAACUUGGUUUGCACACAUCUGUUGUGCAUUUUGAUGUUGAUGAUGAUAGGAUUGAACGCGUGCUUUUUCUGUUGGCUGAAGACAAGGUCUCCCAGUCAAUGGCUUCCAACCGGCCAUACUCAAGAACUCCACGGGGAAAACGUUUUUCCACUGAUCAGUAUGUGGGAUCCUUUCGUCCUGCAAAAUCCAAGGGGCAAGAGUUUAAAAAUAGGCUUCCCAAAUUUCUAAUUCCGAAGGAUGUUAGAGAGUUGCUGUUGAAAAAGGACGUUCCUGACGUUCUUAGAGAAGGAUUAACGAGGAUGAACUACUCUAUCUUCUUCAGCACAUUGCUUAUAUUAGAGGAGAUACAUCUGGAGGAAGAAAUGAGGCGUUUUAAUAUGGAGUAUGUUACCAUGAAAAGAAAAGGGCAUCAAUUUCUUGCUCUUGAAGUCCCUGGGCUGGCUGAGAGGAGGCCAUCGCUUGUACAUGGUGAUGCCAUCUUUGUGAAUCUUGCAUCUGAAAGUGCAGGGGACAGUACUGUCUAUAAGGGUUAUAUACACCGUGUUGAGGCUGAUGAAGUGCUGCUGAGAUUCGCAAUUGAAUUUCACACCCGUCACCAGAUCGGAAGCUUGUACAAUGUUCAGUUCACGUAUAAUAGGGUGAACAUGAGAAGGUUAUACCAAGCUGUUGAAGCAGCAGAGAGAUUAGAAGACAAUCUUCUAUUUCCAUCUCAAUUAACCAAAAGGAGGUUGAUUAAGAAAGAUCCAUUCAUGCUGUUUACGACUGGUCUCAAUGAGGAGCAAAUGCAUUCUGUUAUGAUGAUCUUGUGUUGCACAGGUGCUCCUCCCUAUGUGAUUUACGGGCCUCCAGGUACAGGCAAAACGAUGACUCUUGUGGAGGCAAUAUUGCAAAUAUAUGCGACUAGAAAGAGUGCCCGGAUUCUUAUAUGUGCUGCUUCAAACAGCGCAGCAGAUCACGUAUUGGAAAAGAUAGUAUCUAACCAGGCUGCAGAUAUUAAAGAGAAUGAGAUAUUUAGGCUAAAUGCUACAAGCAGACCUUACGAGGAUGUUCAACCUGAUUAUAUCCGCUUUUGCUAUUUUGAGGAGGCAGUUUUCAAAUGUCCCCCGCUGAGGGCCUUGUUGCGUUAUAGGAUUGUUAUUUCAACUUAUACGAGUUCAUCUUUACUCUAUGCAGAAGGAGUUCAACGCGGUCAUUUCUCUCAUAUUUUCCUAGAUGAGGCUGGCCAAGCUUCGGAGCCGGAAAGCAUGGUUCCUAUAGCUAACCUUUCUCAGAGGGAUACAGUUGUUGUUCUUGCAGGAGACCCGAAGCAACUUGGUCCGGUAAUACAUUCAAAGGACGCGGAUGCUUUUGGAUUAGGCAAGUCUUAUCUUGAAAGGCUUUUUGAGUGUGAAUUUUAUCGGAAUGAACAUGAAGGCUUUGUGACAAAAUUGGUAAGGAAUUAUCGAUGUCACCCGACAAUUCUAGACCUCCCUUCGAGGCUUUUCUAUAAAGGGGAAUUACUUGCAUGUAAGGAAAGUAAAUCUUUCUUGGAAAAAUACAAGCUGGACCUCCUUCCGGACAAAAAUUUUGCUGUUAUGUUCAUUGGCAUACAAGGCUGUGAUGAAAGAGAAGGCAAUAACCCGUCAUGGUUUAAUCGUAUUGAGGCGAGCAAGGUCGUUGAUGUCAUUAACAAGUUGAAAUCAAGUACGAAUCUAAAUGAGACAGAUAUAGGGGUGAUAGCUCCAUACCGGCAACAGGUACUGAAGAUAAAAAAUGCACUCGAAGCUCGGGAAAUGUCAGAUGUUAAGGUUGGUAGUGUUGAACAAUUUCAGGGGCAAGAGAGAGAGGUGAUUGUUGUAUCUACAGUCAGGUCGACUGUCAAACACAAUGAGUUUGACAAGACUUACUCUCUUGGGUUUUUAAGCAAUCCGAGGCGAUUCAAUGUUGCAAUUACCCGUGCCAGAUCUUUGCUCAUCAUUGUUGGGAAUCCCCAUAUUGUCUGUAAGGAUCCUUACUGGGACAAGCUGUUGAGGCAUUGCUCUGACAAUGACUCCUACCAGGGUUGUCCUCUCCCCUGAAAGGCAACACCAUGCUGAUAUAGAGAAAAUGCAAGACAACACCAUGCAAGACCAACUGAAGAAACUCACUAUUUCCAAGUAGGUUUGUAAUAUAAUCUCUUUUUUUAGGGUCCGUUUGGUACGGAGUAUAGUAUGGGCUAGAAUAUACACUAUUUUGCUAGAACAUACGGUGUUCAGGUGUUUGGUGAAGCUAAUCUAUAUAUAAAGUAUAUGCAGUCAAUUUACCAAUAAAGAUAUUAAUCCGUUGUAAAAUUUUCCAAAUCAAUAGUGAAGUUUUCUUUCCUCUUA
Molecule: messenger RNA, 3718 nt
Organism: Tripterygium wilfordii
Lineage: Eukaryota; Viridiplantae; Streptophyta; Magnoliopsida; Celastrales; Celastraceae
Product: probable RNA helicase SDE3
Exons: 4
Coding region: 941-3430 (829 amino acids)
Molecular function (GO): RNA binding; 5'-3' RNA helicase activity
Source: RefSeq, a predicted model, not a curated record